UUUCUGUGUUUCCGGUUCAGUGUUUUGUCUUCACUAGCCUCCGCUGCGGCAGCAGCAUCAGUGAGUCAGUUCCUGUAGUUUUGUCUGUGAGGAGGACGUCAUCAUGGGGGAACUCUUUCGAAGUGAAGAGAUGACCUUGGCUCAGCUCUUUCUCCAGUCAGAGGCGGCCUACUGCUGCGUCAGCGAGCUGGGAGAACUGGGCAUGGUCCAAUUUAGAGACUUGAAUCCAGAUGUGAACGUAUUCCAGCGUAAGUUUGUGAAUGAAGUGAGGAGAUGUGAGGAGAUGGACAGGAAACUAAGGUUUGUUGAAAAGGAGAUCAAAAAAGCCAACAUCCCCAUGGUGGACACCGGAGAGAACCCAGAAGUACCUUUUCCCAGAGACAUGAUUGACCUGGAGGCAACGUUUGAGAAGUUGGAGAAUGAACUAAAGGAGAUCAACACCAACCAGGAAGCUCUGAAGAAGAACUUUCUGGAGCUGACUGAGCUCAAACACAUCCUGCAUCGAACCCAGCAGUUCUUUGAUGAGAUGGAAGAUCCCAACCUGCUGGAGGAGUCCUCAGCUCUGAUGGAGGGCAGUGAGGGGGGCCGUGGAGCUCCACUCAGGCUCGGGUUUGUGGCUGGAGUCAUCAGCAGAGAGAGGAUUCCCACCUUUGAGCGGAUGCUGUGGAGGGUGUGUCGGGGUAACGUCUUCUUACGAAAGGCAGAGAUUGAAGACCCUCUGGAGGACCCCACUACGGGGGACCAAGUCCACAAAUCGGUUUUCAUCAUCUUUUUCCAAGGGGACCAGCUGAAGAACAGGGUGAAGAAGAUCUGUGAGGGGUUUCGUGCCUCUCUCUAUCCGUGUCCUGAAACUCCACAGGAGAGGAAGGAGAUGCUCGCUGGUGUUAACAGCCGCAUUGAUGACCUGCAGAUGGUCCUGAACCAAACGGAGGACCACCGCCAGCGAGUGCUCCAGGCCGCCUCCAGGACCAUGAGGGUCUGGUUCAUCAAGGUGAGGAAGAUGAAGGCCAUCUACCACACACUCAACCUGUGCAACAUUGACGUGACUCAGAAGUGUCUGAUUGCUGAGGUGUGGUGUCCCGUCUCAGACCUCGACUCCAUCCAGUUUGCUCUGCGCCGAGGAACGGAGAGAAGUGGCUCCACGGUGCCUUCAAUCCUGAACAGGAUGCAGACCAAGCAGACUCCACCUACCUUCAACAAGACCAACAAGUUCACAUCAGGCUUCCAGAACAUCGUUGACGCCUACGGGAUUGGAAACUAUCGGGAAAUAAAUCCAGCUCCGUACACCAUCAUCACCUUUCCCUUCCUGUUUGCCGUGAUGUUUGGCGAUAUGGGUCACGGUAUUCUGAUGACCUCUGCCGCCCUCUACCUGGUCCUCCGUGAGACCCGCAUCCUGGCUCAGAAGAGUGACAACGAGAUUUUCAACAUGAUUUUUGCUGGGCGCUACAUCGUCCUCCUGAUGGGGAUCUUCUCGGUCUACACUGGCAUCAUUUACAACGACUGCUUCUCCAAGUCCCUGAACAUGUUUGGUUCUGGUUGGAGUGUCAGGCCAAUGUUCGGUUCCAAAGGAGCCAAUUGGUCGUUUGAGGCGCUCGAAGCAAAUCCAGUUCUACAGUUGGACCCUGCUGUUCCUGGUGUCUUCAACGGACCAUAUCCUCUUGGAAUUGAUCCGAUCUGGAACGUGGCCACCAACAAGCUGACUUUCCUCAACUCCUUCAAGAUGAAGAUGUCAGUGAUCCUCGGGGUCAUCCACAUGCUGUUUGGAGUUUCCCUCAGCCUCUUCAACCACCUGUAUUUCAAGAAGCCUUUGAACAUCUUCCUGAGCUUCAUCCCAGAGAUCGUCUUCAUGUCCAGCCUGUUUGGAUACCUCAUCCUGCUGGUCUUCUACAAGUGGACAGCCUAUGAUGCUUUCACAUCUAAAGAUGCUCCCAGUUUACUCAUCCACUUCAUCAACAUGUGUCUGUUUAACUACAACGACCCGACAAACAAACCUCUCUACAGGGGACAGAUGGGGAUCCAGGUUCUGCUGGUGCUGGUUGCUCUGGCAUGUAUUCCCUGUAUGCUGAUAGUGAAAACCCUGGUGCUGCGGCGCCAGCACCUGUGGAAAACCCAUCUGUCACAGAAGAGGGGAGAAAGUCCUGCAGAGAGUCUAGAGCAGUCUUUAGAGCAAACAGGGGUGUCCUCAUCAUGCACCGGACUCACCCAACAGGGCACGCACAAGUUCGGAGGGGUACGGGUGGGCAAUGGACCCACGGAGGAUGAGGCUGGCAUCAUGGACCACGACCAGCUCUCCCAGCACUCAGACGAGGGAGACGAGCACUCAGAAGAAGAGCCGUUUAAUUUUGGAGACGUAGCUGUGCACCAGGCCAUCCACACCAUAGAGUACUGUUUGGGCUGCAUAUCCAACACGGCGUCGUACCUGCGCCUCUGGGCCCUCAGCCUGGCUCACGCUCAGCUGUCCGAGGUGCUGUGGUCCAUGGUGAUGCACCUGGGCCUGUCUUCCAGGAGCGGAGGCGGGUUCUUUGGCCUGUCAAUCAUCUUCUCAGCAUUCGCCACUCUCACUGUAGCCAUCCUGCUGGUCAUGGAGGGACUCUCAGCUUUCCUGCAUGCUCUACGUCUGCACUGGGUGGAGUUCCAGAACAAGUUCUACUCAGGCCAGGGCUUCAAGUUUGUCCCGUUCUCCUUUGAGAGCAUCAUGGAGGGCCGAUUUGAUGACUGAUCAGGUCCAGCUUUGGCUCCAGGAAAACAUCAGUGUCCAGCCUUUGUGUGUCUGUGUGUGUUUGUGUUGUGUGUGUGUUGUGUGCAUGAAGCCUGGUGCAGCCCUCUGUCGCCCUCUAGUGCUGUUCUGUCAAUGAGCUCAGCGAACAAAGAUGGAAACUGGAAAAUUAUUUUACAAGGUCACAUCACCAUUGCUCGUUACAUUUAUCGGUGUUUGUGUUCUCUAUCAGGUUUAUUUGUCCUGAUGAAAACAUCUAGAUUAUUUAUUUUUGGUGUUAAAAUAAUUAAAUAGGUUUUAAAGAAGUGUUACAAUCAGUGUUUGUGUAAGUCAUGAUGAACAAUGAAAGAUUUGACGAAUGUGUUGAAGGGCUCGUUUGGAAUGAAAAAUAAAAAUAAAAUCCUUUGUGUCAUAUCAAGUUUUACAAACACUCAAACAUGUCUUUUGGCCCUUGUUGUACACUGUACUUUGAUGUUUUUGUGUCAUUAUUUGGAGCGUUGUUGGUUCCUGUGUGUCAGUUAAGAGAGUGUUGAUGUGAAAAACAAACUAUAAAUCAUAAAGUGAUAUUAGUGAUCUGUGAUCUGAAAACUGUUCUGGUCAGUAAUAAAUAAUAAAGUGUUAUCUGUGGCUUCA
Molecule: messenger RNA, 3349 nt
Organism: Austrofundulus limnaeus
Lineage: Eukaryota; Metazoa; Chordata; Actinopteri; Cyprinodontiformes; Rivulidae
Gene: atp6v0a1b
Product: ATPase H+ transporting V0 subunit a1b
Exons: 22
Coding region: 104-2719 (871 amino acids)
Biological process (GO): proton transmembrane transport; vacuolar acidification
Cellular component (GO): vacuolar proton-transporting V-type ATPase, V0 domain; vacuolar proton-transporting V-type ATPase complex; plasma membrane
Molecular function (GO): proton-transporting ATPase activity, rotational mechanism; ATPase binding
Source: RefSeq, a predicted model, not a curated record